This is a messenger RNA of Salvia splendens (bonfire salvia), 936 nucleotides long. Its product is annotated as single-stranded DNA-binding protein WHY1, chloroplastic. Gene Ontology annotation, biological process: regulation of DNA-templated transcription; defense response. The transcript has 7 exons. Gene Ontology annotation, molecular function: single-stranded DNA binding. NCBI's taxonomy places the organism in Eukaryota, Viridiplantae, Streptophyta, Magnoliopsida, Lamiales, Lamiaceae. The coding region runs from base 73 to 810 and encodes 245 amino acids. The record is from RefSeq and is a predicted model, not a curated record.
AAAGAUUGUGUGGAUUAUUUGCCACUUUUUCCUAAAAACCUCAGAUAAACGAAUUCAAGUUCAAGGAAAGAGAUGAUAAUACACAAUUCAUGGGCAAUUUCAACUCCACAAACACACAAAUUGGCCGCUUUAACCACCUCGAUUCUGUUUCCCAGAAGGAAAAGUUGUAAUCUUUACCGUUGUGUGAAGAAUCAGAAUCAGUAUAUAACACCUCAAGAACAAAAUCACCAGCAGCAGAAGUUUACGACUCUCCUUUCCCCUCGCAGCCUAUUUCCACCGAGGGUUUAUGUGGGAUAUUCUGUGUAUAAAGGGAAAGCUGCUCUUACAGUGGAACCUCGGCCUCCGGAGUUCUCUCCUUUAGAUUCUGGGGCGUUUAAGUUGUCGAAAGAGGGCUAUGCUCUGCUCCAGUUUGCUCCUGCAUCUGGCGUUCCACAAUAUGAUUGGAGUCGGAAACAGGUAUUCUCAUUAUCAGUGACUGAAAUUGGACACAUUAUCAGCCUAGGUGCAAGAGACUCUUGUAAAGGAAAGAGCGAUGAGGGAAGAGUGAGGAAAGUGUUGAAGGUGGAGCCUUUGGCCGAUGGUUCUGGCCACUUCUUUAAUCUAAGUGUUCCAAACAAGAUCAUAAAUGUGGACGAGAACAUUUAUAUCCCCAUCACGAAGGCCGAAUUUGCUGUUCUUGUAUCAUCUUUUAAUUUCGUACUACCUUAUCUAUUGGGUUGGCAUACGUUUGCAAACUCCAUAAAGCCUGAAGAUUCAAAUCGUCAAAGCAGCACGAAUCCUAGAUCUGCAGACUUCAAAUGGACCAGAUAGAGUACAUAUCUUAACUCCCUAAGAGUGCUUUUAUAUUCUCCUGACUUAUUGCUCGGUGUUUGUUUUCUGUUACAUUCGCGACAGUUUCUCUCAUCAUGCAAAUCUAUUACUCUGGUUAUAUCUGCA